CUCCGGACACAUUCGCGAAGAUUUCUCAACAGUACCGAAAAAAACGCAUUUUCUCUCCUCUCCCAUUUGCCAUCGCCCUGAGAUCGUUUGCCAGUCGGAAAGUUACCUUAAGUAACCCACCCUGCCGCCUAACCUAUUAAACUGUCCAGUCUUUGGACUGGAAACGAGCUGUCGCCAUCUCCGGGUUUAAGACAUUCGGUGUUGGCAAGGGCUGGUCAGAAAAUGUUUCAGUUCUUGUGGAGAGAACGGCUAGGUCUCUCUUACUGUUUGCUUAAGAGGUUGGGAGCAGACAGCAGUCCCUCAGAGAAAUCUCAGCGGGGCGGAAAUUGAGUGGGAAAAUGUUUAUGUCUAAUUGAGCGAGAGCCCUGAUACAUGAACAUCAUCCCGAAACGGAGAGCGAAAAAAUCAACUCCAAAUGACAUUUCAAUGAAAUUCAAACAGGCGACUCCGGUCCCAGAAAGCAACUAAAACACAAAGCGGAACCAAUGUGCUCGAAACAGACAAAUUUUAAUGAUCUGAAAGAGUUAACAGCCUUUAUCUUUUUAAUUUUUUGAAAAAAAAAGAUUUUCCUUUGGGAAUGAGGUUCAAAGAUCCUCCCAUUUUACGUCAGAAAGUUAGAGUUUGGAUUCGGGAACAGGGUUGAAAAUCGGCUGAAUCUGUGCCCUCGUAGUUACUUAGGGCUCGUAGCGAUAGACAGGAGUGUGUGUCCCAGGCCGGUGCAGUCUACCACACACACACACACACACACAAACACACAGAGGCAGGAGACAGACCUCUGCCCGGGACUGGCCGUGUGGAUGUGCGAGGUUUCCUUCAGUGAUGCUCCUCUCUCUCAGCCUGUCUCUCCUGCGGGUCUGCCCAGCUCUGGGAUAGCAGCGACCGGGAGCGUUAGGUGGCCCCACGGCUGUGCCAGGCUGCACCCACACCAGCAUACCACCGCGAAAGGACCAAGGGACAGGGGUGCCAUGUUACACUUCGCCUUGGACAUCAAGGAAGAGGGCAGACCCUCCUGCCCGGGUGUAUAGCAAAAGGACACGCGGCUUUGAAUACCGGGCACGGCUACAUCAAUAUUGGAGUGUCUCUCUCUCUCUCUGUCUCAAUCCCAGACACCGAUUCAAGUGCCAAGCUCUGCUUAUACACCGAGGAUCAGCAGUGCCACACUCUCUCCCAGACACCGGUACAACUGGUCUGCUCAGCAAAGUGGGUUCAGGAGUGCCACUCUCUCUCCGUCUGAGUCUCGGACAAGGUCAGACUGUCUACAAAGGACCAGGAGUGAGUUCCUCUCUCCAAGACACCAAGACUGAGUGGUCUACUUCACAGCCGGGGGAACAGAAGUGCCAAUCUCUCUCGCCCUGACACCACUAAAGUGCCUGCCACACUCUCUCCCAGACAUCACGGCAAACUCUACCCGUCUGCCCAGGACCAGGAGUGAGUUGCUCUCUCCCAGACACCAAGACUGAGUGUUUUGCUUAGUAACUGGAGGACACAAGUGCCCAUCUCUCUCUCACACACACUCUCUCCCAGAUCCCACUACAAAAGGCCAACCCCAACUCAGACUCAGGAGCGCCAGUGUCUGCGGUCUGCCCUCGCCCCCAGCCCAGCCCAGCCCAGCCCAGCGCAGGGUGCCUGGUGGGUAAGGCCAGGACUAUGCGGCCACAAUGUUGGCCAGGAAGAGCAUCAUCCCGGAGGAGUACGUGCUGGCCCGGAUCGCCGCCGAGAACGUGCGGCGUCAGCCCCGGUACACGGCGCGGCCCCGCCAGGCUCGCUUCAUCGCCAAGAACGGCUCGUGUAACGCGGCGCACAAGAACAUCCGAGAGCAGGGCCGCUUCCUGCAGGAUGUCUUCACCACCCUGGUGGACCUCAAGUGGCGCUACACCCUGUUCAUCUUCACCAUGUCGUUCCUGUGCAGCUGGCUCCUCUUCGCCAUGAUGUGGUGGCUGCUGGCGUUCGCUCACGGAGACCUGGACCCCCGGCGGCCGAGCACCGCCUCGGAGCCGUGUGUCACCAAAGUGCGCUCCUUCAGCUCCGCGUUCCUGUUCUCCAUCGAGGUGCAGGUCACCAUCGGCUUCGGCGGCCGCAUGAUCACCGAGGAGUGUGCGAGCGCCAUCGCCGGCCUCAUCGUGCAGAACAUCUCGGGGCUGAUCAUCAACGCGGUCAUGUUGGGCUGUAUCUUCAUGAAGACGGCGCAGGCUCACCGCCGGGCGGAGACCCUCAUCUUCAGCCGGCACGCCGUCAUCUGCCUGAGGAACGGCCGCCUGUGCUUCAUGUUCAGGGUGGGCGACCUCCGGAAGAGCAUGAUCAUCAGCGCCUCGGUCAGGAUGCAAGUGGUCCGCAGGAGCAGCACCGCCGAGGGCGAGCUCCUGCCGCUGCACCAGAUCGACAUCCCGGUGGACAACCCCCUGGGCAGCGGCAGCAUCUUCCUGGUGGCUCCGCUCACCAUCAGCCACGUGGUGGACCGCCGCAGCCCGCUCUACGAGAUCUCGGCGAGUGACCUGCAGAGCCAGAACCUGGAGGUCAUCGUCAUCCUCGAGGGGGUGGUGGAGACCACCGGCAUCACCACCCAGGCCCGCACCUCCUACAUCUCCGAGGAGAUCCUCUGGGGUUACCGCUUCGUGCCGGUGGUCACCGAGGAGGACGGCACCUACUCGGUGGACUACUCCAAGUUCGGCAACCGCGUCAAGGUGGCGACCCCGCGCUGCUCCGCCCGGGAGCUCGACGACAAGCCCUCCAUCCUGAUCCAGACCCUGCAGAGGAGCGAGCUCUCGCACCAGAACUCGCUGAGGAAGCGCAGCUCCAUGAGGAGGAACAACUCCAUGAGGAGGAGCACCUCCUCUCUGGUCAUCCCCAAGGUCCAGUUCUUCACCCCCACCGACUCCGGGCCCGAAGCGAGCGAGAACUGAGCUCACGGUUUGGUGGCUCUCAUUGCCCUGAGCAUCACCUUUCCCCCUCCCCCCUCAAAGAGGGACUGUCCACAUACUGAACGUGCAGACCGUUUUCGUGCCUUUACUUCACACGGUGCAAUUUAAACCCUCGCCACUCUUUAAGCAACAGGCCUGAUCUGGGACAAAAACAGAAAAGUGCCGGAGAAACUCAGUAGGUCUGUACAGAGAGAGAGAGAGAGCAAAAGAGUUAACAUCUCAAGUCCACUAUUCUUUCUCCAGGAACCAUUCUCAAGAAGAGUCAUGCUGGACCCCAGAUGUUAACUCUCCCUCUUUCCACACGAUGAUGCCAGGCAUGCCAGUUUCUCCAGCAUUUUCGGCUAUAGUUCACAUUUCCAGCAUCCAUAUUAUUUUACACUCACCUUAUAUCUAUAUGCUUGUGAGUCUCCAAGUUGGCAUUGACCCAUUAGUUAAGUGGCCUAGUUUAAAAAUGUAAAAUGUGAUACUCAUGGUAUAUUAACAAAUGUAUGCAGCAUACCAAGGUAGCGAUGACUUAGUCACUGUCUUAGUGCCAUAGCAUGCAAGUGCUGGGAAAUGGGAUUAGAGUAGAUAGGCACUAAACAAGAAAACCAAAGAACUGCGGAUGCUGGAAACUAGAAACACCAACGUUAAUAUUGCUUUCUCUUCACAAAUGCUGCCAGAUCUGCUGAGUUUUUCCAGCAAUUUCUGUUCGUGUUAGAGGAGAUAGGUAUUUGAUAGCUGGUGCGGACACGAUGGACUGAACGGUCACUUUCAGUGCUGUAAAAUUCUAUGAAUUCUAUUGGCGAGAAUAAAAUUGUACAUAUAGAAUUUGCAGAAUUGUUUGUAGCAUAACAUUGCAAUUAGACUAGUUCACUUGAUUUCUUGUAACAGCUAUAUCUCCAAUAACAUAGGCACCUACUGUAAUCGAGUUUGGAAGUUCAUGCAAAGUUGUGUUUGAAAAUGUUCAUUGUCCUUUUAAUUAAUAUGUGUCAUGUUUUUGUGUCAGAGGCUGGGUGGGCAGUGAUAUUUACAUUGAAUUUAAUAUUAUUCAUUCCUUGAAAGUGAAUUUCUAUAGCAUUGGAUUUUAUUAUGUGGUCUCCCUGAAGUUACAAUCAGAAUGUUGGUUGCAGUUUGAGUUCUAACUCUGCCCCACACUGGAACCACAAUGGAACUAUAUUUUGUUACUCAAGUGAGCAUUCCAGGAUGUGAGGUGAUUUAUUCACUGAGUUCCUCUUUCAAAAGCUACCAAGUUUAAAUGUUAAAGUGCAGACUUUGUUAUCUAUGCACAUUAAAUCAUUUCAGCUCAGCUUUAAUGUGACAAAGAAUUCAAGUAUGAAUUUGUACUGCAUUUCUCCUGUGAACCAGAAAUGAUGAUAUGUUAAGGUCACUCCCUAUCAGAGAAGUUCUAGUCCAUGAUCCUAAUAUUUUAACUGCUGAUUGUUGGAAAUCUAGUGGUUGUCUAGAAGAAGCUUCUUUCUAUAGAAGAUGACAAUUAAUGUUACAUAUGGGUCAUGCAAUCUGCUGGACUGUUUCAGACAACCUGUGGAUGGGAGAGGAGGGUUUGCGUUGUCUAGAAACUCUGCCAUAAUUUUUUCCCUUUACUAAUUCUACAGUCUCCAUGCAAUUACAUGGCUAUGUGUGUGUUUGGGGAGAUGAUGUUUUUGUUUAUAUGUAUCUCUCUGUAUGUGUAUAUCUGUGAGUGUGUGUGUGUGGUUGGGAUUCAGUUUGAAUUUGUACAUGUGAUAGGUGUGUGUGUGUGGAGUGUGUGGAUCGUGUUUGUAUGGGUAU
Molecule: messenger RNA, 4688 nt
Organism: Chiloscyllium plagiosum (whitespotted bambooshark)
Lineage: Eukaryota; Metazoa; Chordata; Chondrichthyes; Orectolobiformes; Hemiscylliidae
Product: ATP-sensitive inward rectifier potassium channel 8-like
Biological process (GO): potassium ion import across plasma membrane; regulation of monoatomic ion transmembrane transport
Cellular component (GO): plasma membrane
Molecular function (GO): ATP-activated inward rectifier potassium channel activity
Source: RefSeq, a predicted model, not a curated record